Molecule: messenger RNA, 528 nt
Organism: Ogataea angusta
Lineage: Eukaryota; Fungi; Ascomycota; Pichiomycetes; Pichiales; Pichiaceae
Exons: 1
Coding region: 1-528 (175 amino acids)
Source: RefSeq, a predicted model, not a curated record
AUGGUCCUGGAUUCUGUGCCUUUUUCGUAUCAGCUAGAUGAUAUAAACAGCACGAUCGCGUUGGCGGCUAAGUAUCAGUCCGAACAGGCUAGACUGGGCUCCCAAAGGCACAAGAUACAGAGAAACAGGCAGACCCAGCAGAUGAUCAACUACGCUCCGUCGCAGGGGUACAGCAGGACAAGACACGCUCCACAAGGUUUCCAGCCCUUGUUCGAAAAAACGAAUCCGCUCAUGGGGUCUUCGACGACCCCAUCGCCGGUUUCGGGGUCCAACUCUGAUUUUUCGUUCAUGUCGCUGGCUGAUCAGCAACUCGUGCAGCUUGGCCCGAUGGCCCCUCCGCUCGCUCAUUCAAGUACCGUCUCCUCUGUCUCGUCGGGAAAAGAUCAGGCGUCGUCACCAAUGAGGGCCGGGUCGACGGGUUCCACAAUAUCGUCGGGGUCAGCUAAUUCUCCGUGGAACACCUCGUUGUUGGAUUUAAACACAAAAACUAGCAUUCCUUUCAGUUCAACAUGGUCACAGGUUUGGUAA